AUGGUGAAGUUCCUGCGACACCAAGACCCCAGUCAGCGGAAGUACAAGACGGUGCUCCGGGCUGCAGGAGGAACUACUAGUACGUCAGGGAGUACCGAAAAUAACGGAAAAAAAAGCAGGACGACAGCGACACAGCAGCUCCAGGGCGGUGGAAAAAGCGGCAAAGUACCAGCCAGCGCGGGCACCAAAAAAGCUUCGGUAAUACAAGCAGAAAACCGUGGAAACAAGAAGAUGAAGAGCAGAAAGAACUCCGCGGGCACUGAGACUGACAGUGACGCAGAAGAUUCCGAUGUAGAAGAGCAGCGCAAAGCGGACCAGGCGGAAAAAGUCCGGCAACAAAACCGCAAGACCAACAAGGAAAUCGAGAAGCAAAUCCGCGAAGAGGAGCACAGAAAACAGUUUGCGCGGAAAAAACAGUUCUCACGCCAACAAGAAUUGCAGUUCCAGCAAGAUGCGGCUGAUAAAACGAUCGAGUUGGCGAAGAAAACGCACAAAAAUCCUUUGAACGACGGCAUUGACGAAAGCUUACUUCCGAAGCACAUCCGAGACAAGCGGCAGCAGAAGGCGAAAUGGCGACCGGAGGAGGAGAGAAGGAGUGAAAAGGGAUUGGCCUUGAUGGCCAAGUGCCUGAAGAUGGCUUACAAGUAG
This is a messenger RNA of Amoebophrya sp. A120, 648 nucleotides long. NCBI's taxonomy places the organism in Eukaryota, Dinophyceae, Syndiniales, Amoebophryaceae. The record is from the annotation of a GenBank genome assembly.